AUGGCUGAGGAAAUGGCAAACAUGAAGCCCGCUUGCGGCAGUGGCGAGGAGGUGGGAGAGUACGAUCUGCCAUUGCACGUCGUGGCCCUCUUCUUGGUCAUGGGCUUCUCAUGCCUUGGAGCGGGCUUUCCCGUCGUGGCGAAGAAGGUCAAGUGGAUGAAGAUUCCACCCAAGGUGUUUUUUGCAUGCAAGCAUUUCGGAACAGGUGUCUUGAUCGCAACAGCAUUCGUUCACCUGUUGCCCACGGCGUUCUCCAGCUUGAUGGAUCCAUGCCUUCCAGAUUUCUUCACGGACAUUUACCCGCCAAUCACCGGUGUCAUCAUGAUGGCUGCGUUGUUUGCUCUCUUCGUUAUUGAGAUGACUCUGAACCACAAGAUGGGUGGUCAGGCUCACUCUCACGGUGGAAACUUCGGUACCACUGCGCCGCCGCCGCCGAACAUGACUCCCGAGCGCCCUCCCCGAUACAACCACCAGAGCUACGAGACCGAUGUGUCCUUCGAGAAGAAGGUCCAGCAGCAAGUCUUUGCCGACCAGGAGAGAUUCGAGCGCCUGCAGCCCAACCCCUUCGGUGACGAUGCCUCGGAGCUGGCUGCGCGAUCCGAGAUGCCCCCGUGGUUUGUUGUCUUCUACGAGCAGUAUGUCCGCCAACGCAUGGAGAUGGUCAACAUCCUCAAGGGCCAGCAGCCUCAGGUCUCCGUCCAGCCCGCGUACAACGUCUCCGAGGCCCCCAAGCCCGCUGUCGGCCUCAUCGACUCACCUUACAUUGACGUCGAGACUGGCCUGCCCGUCGAUGAGAUGACGUACAAGAAGAUGUCUAUGAACAUCACCCUGCUCGAGGGUGGUAUCUUGUUCCACUCUGUCUUCGUCGGCAUGACUGUUUCGAUCACCAUUGAAGGCUUCAUCAUCCUCCUGAUUGCCAUCCUGUUCCACCAAAUGUUCGAGGGUCUCGGUCUUGGUACCCGUAUCGCUGCUGUUCCUUAUGCCAAGGGUAGCAUCCGCCCCUGGGUUUUGGUCUUUGCUUUCGGAACCACCGCGCCCAUCGGACAGGCUAUCGGUCUCAUCACUCGCAACAGCUACGAUCCCAACAGCGCUUUCGGUUUGAUCAUUGUUGGUGUCUUCAACGCUAUUUCCUCUGGUCUUUUGCUAUACGCAGCCACUGUCGAUCUUUUGGCUGAGGACUUCCUUUCUGAGGAAGCUCAACACACGCUCACUAAGAAGGACAAGAUCACUGCCUUCUGUUAUGUCCUUUUGGGAGCUACUGGCAUGUCUAUCGUUGGUGCUUUUGCCUAG
This is a messenger RNA of Diaporthe citri, 1290 nucleotides long. RefSeq lists its product as uncharacterized. Gene Ontology annotation, biological process: zinc ion transmembrane transport. Lineage: Eukaryota; Fungi; Ascomycota; Sordariomycetes; Diaporthales; Diaporthaceae. The record is from RefSeq and is a predicted model, not a curated record. Bases 1 to 1290 code for a protein of 429 amino acids. The transcript is spliced from 6 exons. Gene Ontology annotation, molecular function: zinc ion transmembrane transporter activity. Gene Ontology annotation, cellular component: plasma membrane.